Molecule: messenger RNA, 4676 nt
Organism: Sciurus carolinensis (gray squirrel)
Lineage: Eukaryota; Metazoa; Chordata; Mammalia; Rodentia; Sciuridae
Gene: Pde8b
Product: phosphodiesterase 8B
Exons: 22
Coding region: 369-3026 (885 amino acids)
Biological process (GO): signal transduction
Molecular function (GO): 3',5'-cyclic-AMP phosphodiesterase activity
Source: RefSeq, a predicted model, not a curated record
GGGCGGCGGCGCGGGCCGAGCCGAGGGAGGAGGGGAAGGCGGAGGCGCGGGGAGCGUGUUUGGGGCGCCGCGGCGGGGAGGGUGGCGGCCGCCGGUGCGCGCGGGGCGCUGUGUGUGCACGCUCUCCCGCUCGGGGAGGAAGAUGGCCCAGAAGGGAAAGUUGGGGUGACGCGCGCUGCUCCCGGAGGCUCGGCGGGGGGCACCGCGGCGAGCCCGACGGAGCGGCGGCCACACAAGCCCGGGGGCGCGCAGUCCAGGCGCCGCCGCCGCCGCCGCCGCGCCCGCCCCCUCACUGCAGGUGGCAGCGGGUGCGCUGGGUCCGGGCGGCCCUGGGCUCGGGCGGGCGCGCGGGGAGACCCGGCCGAGGGAUGGGCUGCGCCCCUAGCAUCCAUGUCUCGCAGAGCGGCGUGAUCUACUGCCGGGACUCGGACGAGUCCAACUCGCCCCGCCAGACCACCAGUGUGUCGCAGGGCCCCGCGGCGCCCCUGCACGGCCUCUUCGUCCAGACCGACGCCGCCGACGCCAUCCCCCCGAGCCGUGCGUCGGGACCCCUGGGCGCUGUCCGCGUCCGCAGGGCCCGCGCGGAGCUGGGCAGCGGUAGCAGCGCGGGCUCCGCAACCCCGGCGGCGACCACCUGCAGGGGCCGGAGGCGUCAUUGCUGCAGCAGCGCCGAGGCGGAGACCCAGACCAGCUACACCAGCGUCAAGCAGGUGUCUUCUGCGGAGGUACGCAUUGGGCCCAUGAGACUGACCCAGGACCCUAUUCAGGUUUUGCUAAUCUUUGCAAAGGAAGAUAGCCAGAGUGAUGGCUUCUGGUGGGCCUGUGACAGAGCCGGUUACAGAUGCAACAUUGCUCGGACUCCAGAGUCGGCCCUUGAAUGCUUUCUAGAUAAGCACCAUGAAAUUAUUGUGAUUGAUCACAGACAAACUCGGAACUUUGAUGCAGAAUCAGUGUGCAGGUCGAUCCGGGCCACAAAUCCCUCCGAGCACACAGUGAUCCUCGCGGUGGUUUCACAAGCAUCUGAUGACCAUGAAGAGGCCUCGGUUCUUCCUCUUCUCCAUGCGGGCUUCAACCGGAGAUUUAUGGAGAAUAGCAGCAUAAUUGCUUGCUAUAAUGAACUGAUUCAAAUAGAACAUGGGGAAGUUCGCUCACAGUUCAAAUUACGGGCCUGUAAUUCAGUGUUUACAGCUUUAGACCACUGUCAUGAAGCCAUAGAAAUAACAAGCGAUGACCACGUGAUUCAGUACGUCAACCCAGCCUUUGAACGAAUGAUGGGCUAUCACAAAGGGGAGCUCCUGGGGAAAGAACUCGCCGACCUGCCUAAGAGCGAUAAGAACCGCGCAGACCUUCUGGACACCAUCAAUACCUGCAUCAAGAAGGGAAAGGAGUGGCAGGGGGUUUACUAUGCCAGACGGAAAUCCGGGGACAGCAUCCAACAGCAUGUGAAGAUCACCCCAGUGAUUGGCCAAGGAGGGAAAAUUAGGCAUUUUGUCUCCCUCAAGAAGCUGUGUUGUACCACUGACAAUAACAAGCAGAUUCACAAGAUUCAUCGUGAUUCAGGAGACAAUUCUCAGACAGAACCUCACUCAUUCAGGUAUAAGAACAGGAGGAAAGAGUCCAUUGAUGUGAAAUCCAUAUCAUCUCGAGGCAGUGAUGCACCAAGCUUGCAGAAUCGUCGCUAUCCAUCCAUGGCAAGGAUUCACUCCAUGACCAUUGAAGCUCCCAUCACAAAGGUUAUAAAUAUAAUCAAUGCAGCCCAAGAAAACAGUCCCGUCACAGUAGCAGAAGCCUUGGACAGAGUUCUAGAAAUUUUACGGACCACAGAAUUAUAUUCCCCUCAGCUGGGUACCAAAGAUGAAGAUCCUCAUACCAGUGAUCUUGUUGGAGGCCUAAUGACUGAUGGCUUGAGAAGAUUGUCAGGAAAUGAGUACGUGUUUACAAAGAAUGUGCACCAGAGUCACAGUCACCUCGCAAUGCCAAUAACCAUCAACGACGUUCCCCCUAGUAUUGCCCAAUUACUCGAUAAUGAGGAAAGUUGGGACUUCAACAUCUUUGAAUUGGAAGCGGUUACACACAAAAGGCCGUUGGUUUACCUGGGCUUAAAGGUCUUCUCGCGGUUUGGAGUAUGUGAAUUUUUAAACUGUUCUGAAACCACUCUUCGGGCCUGGCUCCAAGUGAUCGAAGCCAACUACCACUCCUCCAAUGCCUACCAUAACUCCACCCAUGCUGCAGACGUCCUGCAUGCCACGGCUUUCUUCCUGGGAAAGGAAAGAGUCAAGGGAAGCCUGGAUCAGCUGGAUGAGGUGGCAGCCCUGAUUGCUGCCACAGUUCAUGACGUGGAUCACCCAGGAAGGACCAACUCUUUCCUGUGCAAUGCGGGCAGUGAACUCGCUGUGCUCUACAAUGACACUGCAGUCUUGGAGAGUCACCAUACAGCCCUGGCCUUCCAGCUCACAGUCAAGGACACCAAGUGCAACAUUUUCAAGAACAUUGACAGGAACCAUUAUCGAACACUGCGCCAGGCUAUUAUUGACAUGGUUUUGGCAACAGAGAUGACAAAACACUUUGAACAUGUGAACAAAUUUGUGAACAGCAUCAACAAGCCAAUGGCGGCUGAGGUUGAGGGCAGCGACUGUGAAUGCAACCCUACUGGGAAGAACUUUCCAGAAAAUCAAAUCCUGAUCAAGCGCAUGAUGAUUAAGUGUGCUGAUGUGGCCAACCCAUGCCGCCCCUUGGACUUGUGCAUUGAAUGGGCCGGGAGGAUCUCCGAGGAAUAUUUUGCACAGACUGAUGAAGAGAAGAGACAGGGGCUGCCAGUGGUGAUGCCAGUGUUUGACCGGAACACCUGCAGCAUCCCCAAGUCCCAGAUCUCCUUCAUCGACUACUUCAUAACAGACAUGUUUGAUGCGUGGGAUGCCUUUGCACAUCUGCCGGCCCUGAUGCAGCACUUGGCGGAUAACUACAAACACUGGAAGACAUUAGAUGACCUAAAGUGCAAAAGUCUGAGGCUUCCCUCUGACAGCUAAAGCCAAGCCAGAGUAGGGGACCUCUUGAUCUACAAAGGGCACUGUGAAUCACAGUAGUAUAAACAAGAGGCUCUCCUUUACAAUUAUAAUGACAGGUAUUGGUUAAAGAGCAAAUGUUUAAUAUUUGACCCUGAAUCACGCAAGUCCCAAAAUUUCAUUUUUAGAAAAUUAUGUUCCAUGAAAAUAAUAUAUAUGUUCUUUUGAAUGAUCACUUAGUGACAGAACAAAUAUUUGGCAAACUUCUUUGCUGUGCCAUCAUCCUGUGAAGCCUUGUGGAGCUGAUUCACGGUAACUAGCAGGACACGAGAAGCAAAGACCCUGGCACCUAUGAGCCCAUCCCCUGGAUGGUGGCCAAGUAGCUUAGCUAGUGUUCAGCUCAUCUCUUGACUACAAAAGUCACCAACAUUCGUUAGCUUGACCAUUUUCCUCAAGAAAAGGAUUCAUAAGAAGCUUAUCUGAAUAGGUAUCUAAGAAAAAAGCUGCAUAAAAUGAGCAAAACAACUAGGACCAAAUUAUUGAUAAAGCUUCACAGCUUUUAUGGCUAGGUGGAUCUUCUGGGUUGAUGGUAUGACACCCCAGUUAGGAUGCUGCCUUGGCCUGGUGUGUGCCCCUCUGGAUGAGGAUCGGCAGCCUGUGUCACCCUCCUUCCUGUGAAAGGAAUUCAUCUUAACAGAAAGCCAUCCAUGAUUGGGGAGGAAGUGGCACUGUACUUGGGGGGAAUCCAUGAGCUUCCCUUACUUACGGCUCACAGGGGCAGCCACACGGCACUACACUGAGUAUUAAUAUAAAAGCCAUUAAAUCUGAAUGCCCUUGGACAAGCUUUUUUUAAAAAAGAAAAAUUUAUAUACAUUUGCUGUUAAAAAUUUUUAUUAAAACAAACUAAAUUUUCUGGGUCUAGGCCCAUGGCAUUUGUCGUGCCGUGCACCACCUACACAUAUAUAUUUGGGGAGGGGAUGGGGAAGUUUCAAGGUUCAGAUAUUUUUAACUUAUCUAUAUUUGAGAUCAUGCCAUUUGCUUUAAUGAUAUAAAAAAGGGAUUGCAAGAUGUGUAAAUAUACCACAAAAUAGGCAUAUGGAGAGGCAGUAAAUACUAUUUUAAGCUAUUAACUGUACGCUAAAAGCUUCUAAAGCACAAGUGCAUAUUUUUAUACAGCUCUUUUCACAUGAAGUCAGACUUGAGAUUUUCCUUUCUUUACCAGCCAACACUUCUCUGUGUAUAUGAACAUUAGAAGCUCAGCAAAAUGUCUUAGUUUUUCUUUCUUUGUACUCCAUGCUGCAUUCUAAGAGGUAUAAACACAGACUGAAUUAAUUGAAUCACUAAUUACUUUGAACACUCAAAACUGGUACAUGGGAAGAAAAAAAAUGACUUAUCACUACUUAAUGUGCCAAUGUUUUUUUCUAUGUUUUGUACCAAAAAUGGAAACAUAUACGACAAUUCCAUGUGACAAAAUGUAUCUAAAUUAUUUUUGUUAGAUGAUAAGAGAACUUGCUUGGUCAGGAUGGCAGCCAGCUUUGUAUUGUAAUGCUGCAUUAUGUAAAUGUGAUGAAAUGUUUUUGUGAAGUACUUGUAACUAAAUUCCUACAGCCAUUUUUCAUUCCCAACAGCUGUUCUUAUUUUACCUCUUUGGCCUAAAUUUUUCAUAAUUUCAAA